Molecule: messenger RNA, 6462 nt
Organism: Carcharodon carcharias (great white shark)
Lineage: Eukaryota; Metazoa; Chordata; Chondrichthyes; Lamniformes; Lamnidae
Gene: kif15
Product: kinesin family member 15
Exons: 35
Coding region: 122-4381 (1419 amino acids)
Biological process (GO): microtubule-based movement
Molecular function (GO): microtubule binding; ATP binding; microtubule motor activity
Source: RefSeq, a predicted model, not a curated record
UAGAGCAAUGUUUACAGCGAGAAAGUGAAAAAUAUCAAGUGUUUUUAAUUCGUUUAAAAAAAAAUCAAAAAGCGUCCCGUUUUUAUUCGUUUGACUAUUUAAACAUAAAAAGACGGGACAAAUGUCUCCAGCUGGUAAAGGGGAUGCUGUUGAUAUGCCUUCCGUCCAGUCACCAAGUGCUGAAGGAGAUUCCAUCAAGGUCUAUGUGAGAGUGCGACCGCCAGCAAAGAAAACUGAAUUGUUUACUGAUGGAGACCAAGGGCUGUGCUUGGCAGUUACCUCACCAAAUACUAUCUGUCUCAGUUCAAAACCUGAACCCAAGAUUUUUACAUAUGAUCAUGUGGCUGAUAUGGAUACUACUCAGGAAGCCGUAUUUUCAGCCGUGGCUCGGGGCAUCAUUGAGUCCUGCAUGAACGGAUACAAUGGUACCAUUUUUGCCUAUGGACAGACUGGUUCAGGGAAAACGUUCACAAUGUUGGGUCCCUCUGAUGAUUCUGAUAACUUCACUCACAAUUUGAGGGGCGUAAUCCCUCGCAGUUUUGAAUAUCUCUUUUAUUUGGUCAAUCGAGAAAAAGAAAAGGCUGGUGAAGGCAAGAAUUUUCUGUGCAAGUGCUCCUUUAUUGAGAUUUACAAUGAACAAAUAUUUGACCUAUUGGACCCUGCUUCAUCCGGCCUAUUUCUUCGUGAAAACAUAAAAACUGGGGUCUUUGUAGAAGGGGUGGUCGAACAAGUUGUAACUUCAGCAGCUGAGGCCUAUCAGGUGUUAUCCAUGGGAUGGCGGAACCGAAGUGUAGCUUCCACUUCAAUGAAUCGUGAGUCAUCACGGUCUCAUGCUGUCUUCACAGUUAUCAUACAAUCAAAGGAAAGCAUCAACAACCUAGUUAACAUCCGAACGUCGCAGCUGAACCUGGUUGACUUGGCAGGGUCAGAACGACAGAAGGAUACACAUGCUGAAGGGCUUCGGUUAAAGGAGGCAAGCAGUAUAAACCGAUCACUGAGCUGUCUGGGCCAUGUUAUUAUGGGCCUUGUUGAUGUGGCCAAUGGAAAAAACAGACAUAUCUGUUACCGAGAUUCUAAGCUGACAUUCUUGUUGAGGGACUCUCUUGGAGGAAAUGCGAAGACUUACAUUAUUGCAAAUGUUCACCCUGGGUCACGGUGUUUCGGUGAAACACUCUCCACACUUCAGUUUGCUCGUAGAGCUAAGCUAAUCAAAAAUAAAGCCAUAGUAAAUGAAGAUACUCAAGGCAACAUCCACCAGCUACAGGCAGAAAUCAAGAAGCUGAAAGAACAACUUUCUGAGCUAUCUAAAGGACAAAUAUCACAGGGGGAAGAGGCUAAGAGAGAUGCUGUUUCUGUGGAUGAGCAUGAAGUAGAUGAUAGUGAAUGGAAGAAUCGUUUUCUGGAAGCCAUGCUUCUCUGGGAGAACAGUGAAAGUCAAAAUCAGAACCUGAAAGAAAAAAUUGGUCAACUUAAAGAUGUGUGCGCUAAAAAGGAAAAGAUACUUCAAUCAAACAAAAUGAUUGUGAAGUUCAGGGAGACGAGCAUAGCACGACUGGAAAAGUUUCUGAAAGAAUCCCAAGGAAACCUACCUCCUGAUGAAAAGGAUGCAGAGAUCAUUGAGCUGAGGGAAGAAAUUCAAACUUUGAAAAAACAGAUUGAACAAGACCCUCGGGUUGCCAGUUAUGCAAUGGAGAAUCGUGCACUGCGGGAAGAAAACAAACACCUAAACGCCUUGGAGAGUGUGAAACGUGCUAAGGAAAUUACUUUACACAUGGCAGCAGAAUUGGAAAGAGCAUUUUUGGAAGCCUCUAUUUCUGAUAAAAAUACUGGAGGUCAGACCUUGUACCAGUCACCUGUCAAAGUUGAAAACGUCUCUGCAGUAUCACAAGAAAGACUUAAAGCUCGACUUCUGCAAGCACAGAGUGACUUAUCUUCUGUGAAACAGGAAUACGAGGAGUUUCAGGAGCUGACCAAGAAGAGACAAAUGGAGUUGGAAUCAGAGGUCCACACCCUUCAAAAGGCCAACCAUCAUCUAGAAAAUAUUUUGGAAGCAACGAAAGCUCUCACACGUCAGGAGGUCUCCCAGCUAAAUAAGAUGCAUGCUGAGACAAUUAAGAAUAUGACCACUCCAACAAAGUCUUUUUACAAUCUACGAUCUCGACUUAUUCUACGAAUGAGUCCUGAAGGAACUCCUGGUGUCUGUGCGGAGAUGGAGCCUGGGACUCAGGAAGGCGAUAUUAUGAAUGAGCCUUUGCCACCUGAAAUGAAUGAGCAGGCUUACGAAGCAAUUGCUGAAGAGCUUCGAAUGGUACAGGAACAAUUGUCUAAUCUCCAGACUAAGUUGGAUGAAGUGGAGAGCAGAAAUGUAAAACUUCAACAAAAUAUUGACAAACUGGAACAUCAUUCUACUCAAAUGAAUGAGCUCAUCGUAUCUGAACGGAAUGAUAGAAACAAGGACCAACAGGAGCUCAUUAUGAAGAAUAAAUCUUUUGAGAAAGAGUUGCAGGAUUGUCAGAAUAAAAAUGAUAUAUUACAGAGCGAAGUAAAUGACUUGCGUGUGGUGCUGCAUUCAGCUGACAGGGAGCUGACAAAUGUAAAGGGGGAAUACAGCUCCUACAAAAUUAAACAAGAUGCAGAGCACAGUCAACUUUCUGAGCAGUUCAUCAAUGUCCAGUUACAGCUGGAUAAGAUCAGGCUGGAGCAUGAGAAAGCUCUGGAAGAGAAGAGGUCACUCCAAGAUGCUUAUGAUAAUCUACAGGAGGUCGUGGAGUUUAAAGCAUAUGAAACUGAUCAGCUGCGACAAAACCUGGAACAAAUGAAGGAGGAAGGUGAAGCGUUACGGACUGAAAUUAGUUCUUUAAUGGAGCUUUUAGAAACUGAGAAAGAACGAAACAAAAAGCUUACUUCACAACUUCAACAAGAUAUAGAAAACAACUCCAAGGAGCUUUUGAAGGCUUUAGAUGAAAAAGACCUGCUGAAGAAACACUCUUCUGGGCUAUUGUUGAAGUCUGAGCAACAGGCAAUAGAGCUGAAAAAUAUGGAACAGAACCUGGCUGAAGCAAAAAGGACUGUUUCUGAUCUAGAGAAGAAGAAUGCUGCUGAUCAGGAAGUGGUAACAGUCCUGAUGAAUCAAAUACAGGAAAUGAGAAGUUCAUGUAAUCAGAAAACUGAAGCUGUUUCUGUUUUGACCCAAGAAUUGGAGGACAUCAAGUUGAAGUACAGUGCUGCUGUGGCUGCAAAGGAGGAAAACAAGGUCUUUAUUGAAAGAAAAGAGAAAGAAAUCAUGGAGAUGAAAGAGGCUGUGGAGAGAAAGGAGAAUUCUUGUAAUGUGCAGAUGGAGAUGCUUUCUGAAGAUCUGAUCAAUGCCACCCAGCAGCUUGAUCAGCUGACAGAGGACUUUGAAAAACAGGCAGCGAUAUUACAGAUAAUGCAGGAAGAAGCAGAAAAAAAUGCAACCACCAUUAAAGAACUUCUGGAUCAGCUGAAGGCAAAAGAUGUUGAAAUUCAAGCAACAAAAAGUGCAUACGAACAGGAGCUUAGGCAGAUAGAAUCCUUCAGAGACAUUUCUGCUAACAGGCCACAGACUCCAAGGACCCCUUCUACUUACCAAAUGGAUUCUGUUAGAUUCUUUGAAUUACAGCAGGAGAAACUGGAUGAUCGAAGGGCAUCCGAAGCCACCUUAAAAAUGUUGUUGAAUGAGAUGGAGUUAGAAAGGGCAGCCAAGAAUGAACAAAUUCUACAACUAAAGAUGCAGUUAUGUGAAUCAAAAAAUCUGCGAUUAGAAAUGGAUGCUUUGGAGAGGCAUUGUUGGAAUUUGGAGAGCUCCCUAGAAAAAGGACAGAAAAGCAGUGAUAUAACCGAGCAGCAGCAUCUAAAUGAGGCUGAGAAGAAAUUAAAAGAAGAAAUGAAGGCCAAGGAAGCAGCAAUAGAAAAACUGGCUGCUGUGGAAGCUGAAUUAGCAGAGAAAAAAACAACACUGGAAGCUAUUCAGUGUUCCAUUAAAACGUUUCAAGAGGAAGCAGAGCGGACUAGGAAUUUAGAAGCAAAAGCUUUCAUUGACAAGGAAGAGUUUCGGUCAGCGCUCGAAUCUGCUUGUGAAGAGAAAGAGAGACUUACUUGGGAGGUUGAAACUCUUAGGGAACAAGUGGCCAGCCUUACUGAAGAGAAUGGCAAAUUGGUAGGACACCAGAACUUGCAGCAAAAAAUACAACAUUUGGUUAAAGUCAAGAAGGAACAUGUUCGUCUCCAAGAGGAAGUGAACAUGCUGAAAAUGGAGAACAUGAAACUGAAAGAACUUAAGAAGCAUGACUCGAAUAAGUUUCAUUUGUUCGAUACAUCAGACUGUGCGCUGAGGGAGCAAGAUGAAAAUGUGCAGCAAUAAUGUGUAAAUGUAGUUUUUCAAUUUUGAGUUUUAAUAGAUGUAUCAAACUUACUCUGGUCUUUUUUUAACCUGUUGACAGCAAUCUGAUUUGAAGCACUGUAUCAAGUCUUUGAGAAAAGCUGAUAGUGUUGAAAUUGAUUACAUAAUGAUUGCUGCGAUUCUUAUACUUGUGUACAAUUAAGCUCCAAUGAGAUGUUUGUUUUUAAUAUAAACGUUGACUUCAAUUACCAAUUGCUAAAAUAUCUUUGAAGCCUAUACCUUGUUGUAUGAUUGUCUCCAUAUCUAGUGAACAGUACAUCAAAUGUCAUUUUUUUCCUUCACUAGAUUACUGUCCUGAAGUAUUCAUUAAUUAGCAUUAGUAUCAGUCGGUAUUGUGGUUUUAUUUUUAUAUAUCUUUGCACGUCAGUAACUUUUUGUUGAUUGAGUUGGGAUGGGGGGAUUUUAAAUUUGGGUGGUAGAUUUCUACCAAGUUAAAGUACUACAAUAACUUGCAGUUGACUCUCAGCAGCACCACAAUCAAAUUAAAAUAUCCCAAGCAGGCACUCAAAUAACAUUUUUGAGCCUCCAUCCUCCUCUUUCAGUGAAAACUUUCAGACAGCUUCAGUGCUCCCACUUGGAGUCUUGAAUUCUCAGAGCACUAUUCCUGACUUUAGUGUUAUGCAAAUAAAAUCUUUUACUGGCCUUGCCUUUUUUUUGUUGGAUUUCAUCCCAUAUUCUUGCCCCCCCUCCACCAACCCCCAACAUUAGCCCCUGCCUCCUGAGAAUGAUGAGUGCGAGGAUAUUAUUAUGAAAACUAGCAGCUCUGCAGUAGGCUAUCUAAGUGACCUGGACGUGUGCCUGAUAUCUGCUCAUAAAAGGCACAGGUGAAGAAUUUCAGCACUGGUUUCCAGCUGGCAAUCAGGAGUAGAAAGUCUUUUCCCGCUCCCCCACCAUCACCCCAAAUCCAAGGAUUUAAAGUAAUUUAUAGCAUCCUAUAGCAAACUUGUUUGAGACCUACUAAUUAUCAUAAACUAGGGAAUCAGAAUAGUACAAUGCUAAACAUUGAUAUUCCUGAAAGAGAGAAUGUGCUUUUGUUUUGUGUGUGUGUAUAUAGUUAAAUAUGUUUGUGUACAAAUAGGUAAACAAUGUGGGAUUGUUAUUGGGCUGUCAUUUUGGGAAAUAACAUCAGACAAAAUGCCUCCUACCUCUCGUACAGAAACAAACUAGCAAUUGUGUGAACUAACUUCUCUGCACUUCUCAACUGAUUCAUUGUUCACCUCCAUCUGAGAAACGUAAGUGAGCAAAAGGUUUGCCUGUAACAUGUUUCAUAACAUUCCUCAUUCCAUACAAUGUGAAGCUGGAAGCAAUUGUAAAUUUUUGUGAUGCAGCACUUAGUCAGAUCUGGAUCAUUCUGCCCAAGUGACAAUACCCUGAAUUUACUAUCUUGGUCAUAUUAUCUGUGGGAGAAGUGCUAAGUAGAGACCAAGAACUUUCCAUCAGGGAGAGAGAGAAGUAUCAGUGUGAUUCAAGUUUGCUCCCUAUCUUGCAUUUCUCAGUAGCUGAAACAAGAAUAAAGCAUAUUAGCGAAAAUUUAAAGGACUCAAUAUUGAGUGUAAAUACUUGAAAAGGAAAGUUACACAUUUCAACAUUCUGCCAAUGGAUUAUGACUAAUCUGUAUGAAAUAAAAAUAUAUUGAUUCUUUUUUAAAUGAACUUCUGAAACUAAACCAUAUCUAUUUUUAAAGGAAUAAUGAUGAGUCUGGCUGUACUGUGUCUUCGCACUUGCAAGUCAGAUGUGUGCAUCCUGGCCAGGCAAGCAAAUUUGAGCAAGGAUUGAAGUCAGCAAUGGCUCAUAUUUUGUUUUCAAGUACACAAGAUUGUGCCAUCAAUGGUGCAAGGCUGUUGGAAUAAUUUGUUGCUGAUGUAAGCCGCUGUUUUAAACACCUUGAUGGACAUUGAAAGGGAUUCUAUUCCUUGAAAGACUUCUAAAUGGAAUCAAAAAUGAACCAGUGCAAUCCAAGCUCAGCAUUUUACUGUUUUUAUUAGUCACACAAUGCAAAUAAAAUGGCAGCUCAAACUGUAAAUGAGCCUUUUUUAAAGUUA